AGAGCCACUUUGAAGAUAAAUUCCUGUCGAGUACACUGGAGAGUUGAUCGAUUGGAAGACGGCAGAGGUUAUUGCACGAGUUGUAAUAGUUAAUAGUAGAUCUUGUGUUGAUUGAGUAGUUAGCAGAGGUUCAAAUUCACCAUGGACGGCAUGUUUAGUGGCAUGAUGAAGGCCCAUAACUCGGUGAUGGAGGCGGUGGCCGAAGCAGCUCGGAAACCUAAAGUUGUGGUGGUUCCUGGGGGUAAUCCUUACCCCGCUCCUGGGGGAGCUGUACCUCCACCGGCAGCAGUGGUUCCACCAGUCGCUUGUGCUGUACCACCGGUAGGAGGACCAGGCUUCGGUGCUUAUCCUCCUACCGGAGCACCUCCAUAUCCGGACCCUCUGUAUGGUUACUUCUCAGCCGUGGCGGGUGCAGAUGGCCAGAUUGAUCAGAAGGAGCUCCAACAAUGCCUCACCUCAUCUGGGAUCUCAGGAAGUUACCAGCCUUUCAACCUAGAGACGUGUAUCCUGAUGAUCAAUAUGUUGGAUCGUGACUAUUCGGGGAAGAUGGGAUUCAACGAAUUCAAGGAGCUCUGGGGUGCUCUUAACCAAUGGAAAACUACCUUGAUGCAGUACGACCGCGACAGGUCAGGUCAGGUUGAUGGACAUGAACUCGCACAAGCUUUGGCUGCUUUUGGAUACAGGUUAUCCCCUCAAGCCGUUGGAGUGUUCCUGAGACGUUAUGGUGUCAACAACCAAAUCCCUUUUGACGCAUUCGUUGCCUGCUGUGUGCGCCUCAGGGGUCUUACAGACUUCUUCAAAAGACGAGAUGUUCAACAGACUGGAAGUGCUAACAUGCAGUAUGACGAUUUUAUCACUGGUACGAUGUCCUUCUAAGCUUGCCAGCAUAUACGUCUGAGAUUCCAGCAAGAUGAUUAGUCAUGAUCGGUCAGUGACGAUACUACAUGUUAGAUAACCAUUACAAAUGUCCUAUUUAUUCCAUGUGAAGGUGUUGUCAGCUCAUUAAUAUUCAUUAAUAUUCUAGAAAGUGGGUGUGGUAUGCAUAAAUUGAUAUUUGUGGUCUUCAUGGAAUAUUUUGUGAACCUUAUGGGAUAUUCUGAUGAAAUUUUGCAGUUAAAAGUGAAUCAUUCAGUUCUUCCUAUUUCCAAUAAUCCCCCCCCCCCCUCUCUCUCUCUCUCCUCUUGCUCAGCCCCCAUCCCCCUUUUUCUCUGCCUUCUAUGUUAUAAAUUUAGGAUAAUUUAUGUUUACCUUCUUAAUAAGAUAGUUAUUGAAUAUGUGUAUCAGUGGUUAAUAUUAAUAAUAACAUAGUUUAUUCAUAUCAUUAUCAAUAGUGUGUGAAUUGAUAUCUAUAAAUCAUGAAAAAUGAUAUAAAUCAUCAAAAACAAAAUUAUGAGGUCUUUGAUUUGGUUUCUAGAUAGAGAAUAAUUCUUGUUGCCUUACAGCAAUCCUUAGUCUUUCAAUUUCAAACGUAUCUCUUAUUUACUUUAUAUAUAAUGUAAUCAAGGUAGCUCAUCUCUUGAGUGCACACUGGAUUAUUUUGAGUGACACUGGAUUAUUUUAAGUUUGGUGUUAGAUGUUGGUGUUGCCGUUAAGGUGAGGAAAGCACCAGCCCAACAACACCAGUCUUCAAAUUAUGCUAGUGUUUGCUGUAAGAUUUUGGUAUUUCAUUUAUUAAGCCCACCCAUGAACUCUGAGGUUCCAUGACAUUUGCUCUGGCGACAAUUGCUCUGCUGUAAAUUUCUCUUACCAAUGAAAUGACCAACUUCAACCCUGGAUUUAACACUAUACCCUAUCAUAAUCCUAACCCUAAACCUUAAGUAAAAUCCUUUUGCAACCCUUAACC
Messenger RNA from Lytechinus variegatus (green sea urchin), 1843 nucleotides. RefSeq names its product grancalcin-like. The record is from RefSeq and is a predicted model, not a curated record. The transcript is spliced from 8 exons. Bases 142 to 876 code for a protein of 244 amino acids. Gene Ontology annotation, molecular function: calcium ion binding. Lineage: Eukaryota; Metazoa; Echinodermata; Echinoidea; Temnopleuroida; Toxopneustidae.